Nicotiana attenuata is the source of this 2085-nucleotide messenger RNA. Its product is annotated as zinc finger MYM-type protein 1-like. Lineage: Eukaryota; Viridiplantae; Streptophyta; Magnoliopsida; Solanales; Solanaceae. The coding region runs from base 1 to 2085 and encodes 694 amino acids. The transcript has a single exon. The record is from RefSeq and is a predicted model, not a curated record.
AUGCGCCAAUUUAGUUCGGGUUGGUUUAAAGGUUCGUAUUCUAGAUGGUUAGAGUAUAGUGUGAAGAAAGAUGCCGCAUUUUGUUUAUGUUGUUAUUUAUUCAAAAAUAAUUACGUUAAUGGAAGCACAGGUGACUCUUUCACAAAAACCGGCUUUAAGGCUUGGAAUAAAGCAACCGAAAGAUUUGAUCUACAUGUUGGUGAAGCAAGUAAUCUCCACCAUAAGUGCUUCAACAAUAUGUUAGCCUUGUCAAAUCAAUCUCAAUCAAUUCAAGCUGCUUUUGAAAAGCAAUCCGAUCAACAAAAAACUGAAUAUCGAAUUCGUUUAAAUGCCUCAAUUGAUGUUGCAAGGUUUCUCUUGGACUUUGGAUUGUCUUUUCGUGGUCAUGAUGAAAGUGAAUCUUCAAAAAAUAAAGGCCUUUUUCUAGGGCUUUUGGAAUGGCUUGGAAAUAGGCUUCCAGAUGUAGAUAGAGUUAUAUUAAAACAUGCUCCAAAAAAUGAUAUGAUGACUUCGCCAAAAAUUCAAAAGGAUAUUGUGAGUGCUUGUGCACAAGAGACCGUGAAAGCUAUAAUUGAUGACUUGGAUGGAGAUUAUUUUAGGAUAUUAGUUGAUGAGUCCAAGGAUAUUUCACACCAUGAACAAAUGGCCCUUGCUUUGCGGUAUGUUGACAAAAAAGUCCAAGUGAACGAGCCAUUUAUUAGUCUUGUUCGUAUUAGUGAUACCUCUGCAAAGUCGUUAAAAGAAGCAGUACUUUCUUUGCUAAUGAAACACUCAUUAAGUCCAUCCAAAAUACGUGGACAAGGCUAUGAUGGAGCUAGUAAUAUGCAGGGAAAGAUGAAUGGCCUUAAAGCUUUAAUUUUGAAAGAAACUCCAUGGGCAUAUUCUGUUCAUUGUUUUGCAUAUCAAUUACAACUGACGCUUGUAGCUGUUGCUAAAAAACACAAGGAGGUUGAGACUUUCUUUGCUAUUGUUACUAACGUGUUGAAUAUAAUUGGAGUUUCUUUUAAGCGUAGAGAUCAACUUCGGGAUCAUCAAGUAGAAUUGUUGGAGAAAUUGUUAGAGAGUGGUGAAGUUCAAAGUGGGAAAGGAUUAAAUCAAGAGCGGGGGCUUCAAAGGCAAGGUGACACUCGUUGGGGAUCACAUUGUAAAACAUUGGAUAACUUUGUUAUUUUAUUUUCUUCUAUUGUUCAUGUGCUUGGGGUGAUUGAAUGUGAAGGUGAUGUCAAUGAUAGGUUGCAAGCAGAAGCUUUUUCUAGUAAAAUUAAAGCAUUUGAAUUUGUUUUCUUGCUUCACUUAAUGUUGAAAGUAUUGAUAAUGUCAAACGAGUUGAGCAAAGCAUUACAGAAGAAAGAUCAAGAUAUUGUCAAUGCCAUGGUAUUUCUUGAUAUCACAAAGGAAAGGUUGCAAGAAAUGAGAGAUAAAGGAUGUGAACCAUUGAUGGAUGAAGUAUAUUUAUUUUGUGCAAAACAUGAUAUUUUGGUGCCCAAGAUGGAAGAAUUCUAUAUUCCUGGAAAGUCGAAGCAUAGGCCUUCUAGUGUUACUUAUUCACAUCACUUACGUGUUGAGCUUUUUUAUGCCGUGAUUGAUUUGCAACUUCUGGAGCUUAAUAGUCAUUUUGAUGUUGUGAGUAGUAACCUGCUUCUUGGUAUGGCUAGCUUGAAUCCGGCUAACUCAUUUGCUAAUUUUGAUAAGGAAAGGAUAAUGACAUUGGCCAAGCAUUAUCCCGAUGAGUUUGGUGAAUUGAAGCUUCGAGAUCUUAGUCGCCAACUUGACACUUUCAUAUGGCAUAUGCAACAUGGUGACCCUAGGUUCUCUGAUUUGAAAGGAAUUGGUGAUUUGGCGAAAGCAUUGGUUGAGACAAAUCUUGUGGAGACUUAUUCACUUGUUUAUUUGCUUGUGAAGUUGACUUUAAUUUUACUUGUCGCAACUGCAACGGUGGAAAGAGCAUUCUCAUCUAUGAAGUACAUCAAAGAUGAAUUGCGUAGUAGUAUUGGUGAUGCAUUUUUAAAUGAUUGUUUAGUUUGUUACUUUGAGAGGGAAGUGUUUGUAAAUAUAAGCAAUGAUGCUAUUAUUGACCGUUUUUAA